AUGUGGACUGGUUAUGAAAGAGAGGGCGGAGCCAGGCGUGGCUCAAAUGUCAAGGGUGUUCUGGGCCGGCCCCCGCCGUCAGGGAACAGGAAGGUCCUGGAAGAUCUGUGGAGUCUGGAGUCUGAGAGAGGUGUUAAUGACAUGUGCAACGCCCAGCUCGAAGUGACCUGUCGCUGUUAUGCAAAAAUACGAGGAGAGAGGCAAACUAACGGUAAGUUCGACCUCGGAGCAGUGAAAGAUGCAAGGCUGCACUCACUCAUUUCUUCCAUGGACAUCCUUCGUCCUUCCUAUCCUUCCCUUCAGCCUCCUACCGUCUUCAUCUGUAAUUUGAUAUCUAAGCCAGCUCGUUAUUUCGAUUUCAACGUCCUUGUGCGUCUUUCACGAACGUGCCUUUGCUUUCUUCAAGUUGAAAAGCCUCGCCAUGAGAACGAGAUGUCUCCAGUUUCCAGGUCAUGGAGUCCAGCGAUAUAG
This is a messenger RNA of Nezara viridula (southern green stink bug), 471 nucleotides long. The record is from the annotation of a GenBank genome assembly. NCBI's taxonomy places the organism in Eukaryota, Metazoa, Arthropoda, Insecta, Hemiptera, Pentatomidae.